Bactrocera tryoni is the source of this 2636-nucleotide messenger RNA. It is a transcript of the gene betaTub85D, whose product is annotated as tubulin beta-2 chain. NCBI's taxonomy places the organism in Eukaryota, Metazoa, Arthropoda, Insecta, Diptera, Tephritidae. The coding region runs from base 994 to 2334 and encodes 446 amino acids. Gene Ontology annotation, biological process: microtubule cytoskeleton organization; mitotic cell cycle. Gene Ontology annotation, molecular function: GTP binding; GTPase activity; structural constituent of cytoskeleton. The record is from RefSeq and is a predicted model, not a curated record. Gene Ontology annotation, cellular component: microtubule; cytoplasm. The transcript is spliced from 2 exons.
CACCCAAAACCGAUACAAAUUCUGUUUCGAAUACGAAAUCUUUGAUAUUCUGCCUUUGCAAAGCAAUUGCCCGAUGCGACUCGCCUGUACAUUUGUCGGAUUCAUAUUUGUUACUAACUUAUGUUCUUGUUAAAAAGUAAAGACGUAUUUGGGUGUAUAGAGUCACUCCGAUUCCAACUCGCUUCAUCAUUCUGAUCAUUUAUAUAUGUAUAUAUAUACAUACAUAUGUAUGUAUGUACAUAUAUAUGUAUAACCCCUUAUCAAACUCGAUUAUUUUUACCAUAAGUGAUAAAAACAACCGUUAAGCGAACAAAAGUACUCUGUAGCAACAUGUUGCAAGAGUAUAAAAAUAUACUAUAUUAUUAUAGGUAUUAUAUGUAUACCUAUGAACUUUAACUUGCUUAGUUUACGUUAUUUUUAACUAUCUAUUGCAAAUUCAAAUCGUCAAGUAUAUCAAUCAGUGCUCUCAAAAAAUUAUUUACAACGGAUAUCAAACUGAUUUUCAGCCGUGCUAAAAGGAUCAGAUUAUUUUUAACCUGAAAAAUAUUUAGAGUGUGAAAUAUGAUUUUGUUUUUUCGUAAAAAUAAAUGUUAUUAAAUAUCAAUAAUUACUUUGCAAAAAAACACUACCUUGUUUCUACUAUUUUGUGGUAGUAACGUAUUUUUUAAAAUUCAAUCAAUAGAGCUGUUUUUCAGAAUUUUUUUACACAAAACAUAUUUUGAAAAGAUUUUAGUCAGACGAGAGCGUAUUAAAAAUUAGUUUUUUAUUUAAAUUGCGAAACUGGUCCAGUGAUCAAAUAUAAUAUCGAAAGUGUACUAAGAGCCCUGCAAUUUUCUCUUACUAAUUCAUACGCUCCUCUUAAAUUUAAUCUAAUCUUCGUUUCCAAUUAAUCCAAUAUUCUUUGCCUUUUAGUAAUUUAUAAUUGAUAACAAUUACCAGUAGCAGUAAAGGCUCAUAGUUUUCAGACUUUAAGCGUUAAAGGCAACUUGAAAAAUGCGCGAAAUCGUACAUAUACAGGCCGGACAAUGUGGCAAUCAGAUUGGCGGUAAAUUUUGGGAAGUGAUAUCUGAUGAACAUUGCAUUGAUGCCACAGGCACUUAUUAUGGCGAUAGCGAUUUACAACUAGAACGUAUUAAUGUGUAUUAUAAUGAAGCUACUGGUGCCAAAUAUGUACCUCGUGCCAUUUUGGUCGAUUUAGAACCGGGCACUAUGGACUCGGUACGUUCUGGGGCUUUCGGGCAAAUCUUCCGUCCGGAUAAUUUUGUAUUUGGUCAGUCAGGAGCGGGAAAUAAUUGGGCCAAGGGCCAUUAUACAGAAGGCGCAGAACUGGUGGACUCCGUACUUGAUGUUGUACGCAAAGAGUCGGAAGGAUGUGAUUGUCUACAGGGAUUUCAGUUAACGCAUUCUCUUGGUGGCGGCACAGGCUCUGGCAUGGGCACACUAUUGAUAUCGAAAAUUCGUGAAGAAUAUCCUGAUCGUAUUAUGAAUACAUUUUCUGUAGUGCCCUCGCCUAAAGUAUCCGAUACUGUGGUAGAGCCAUACAAUGCUACGCUGAGUGUACAUCAGCUGGUAGAAAACACUGAUGAAACAUACUGCAUCGACAAUGAAGCUCUAUAUGACAUCUGUUUCCGUACGUUAAAGCUAACUACGCCUACCUAUGGUGACCUAAAUCAUCUGGUAUCUGCAACAAUGUCUGGAGUAACGACAUGUUUACGCUUUCCUGGUCAGCUAAAUGCAGAUCUGCGAAAGUUGGCUGUGAAUAUGGUGCCAUUUCCUCGUUUACAUUUCUUUAUGCCUGGUUUCGCUCCCUUGACCUCUCGUGGUUCGCAACAGUAUCGGGCACUAACCGUACCUGAAUUAACACAACAGAUGUUUGACGCUAAGAACAUGAUGGCUGCUUGCGAUCCGCGUCAUGGGCGGUAUUUAACGGUAGCAGCCAUAUUUAGAGGGCGUAUGUCAAUGAAGGAAGUGGACGAACAAAUGCUGAAUAUUCAAAAUAAAAACAGCAGCUUCUUUGUGGAAUGGAUUCCAAAUAACUGCAAAACAGCUGUUUGUGACAUACCUCCACGUGGCUUAAAAAUGUCCGCCACAUUUAUUGGAAAUUCAACAGCGAUUCAGGAAUUGUUUAAACGAGUUUCCGAACAAUUCACGGCAAUGUUUAGGCGUAAAGCUUUUUUGCAUUGGUACACCGGGGAGGGUAUGGAUGAGAUGGAGUUUACCGAAGCAGAGAGCAACAUGAACGAUUUGGUAUCGGAAUACCAACAAUAUCAAGAAGCGACCGCUGAUGAAGAGGGAGAAUUCGACGAGGAUGAAGAAGGAGGUGGAGAUGAAUAACAGUUCCCUCAGAUGUAAAGAUGAUAGCUAAUGUGUCUAAUUCAUAAGUUUUGCUAAAUUUUAACUUUGGGCGCAGAAUGCAAUUGUAAAAUUGGAUUGUAGCAUGCUUAAUUUGUAAUUUAUCCCUCAGUCAGCACUUUGUGUUCAUAUAUAAUAUUUGAUUCCUAUCUGCUGUAUACACGCAUUUCAGUGGAAUUUAUUUUUCUUGUAAUCUUUUUGAAUAAUUUGUCAAUAGAACGAAACUAAAUACACAAUUAUGUAUGUCCAGAUCAAAUUAAAAAAAAUAGAAAAAUUUUACAUUA